This is a messenger RNA of Annulohypoxylon maeteangense, 1073 nucleotides long. RefSeq lists its product as uncharacterized. Gene Ontology annotation, biological process: proteolysis. The coding region runs from base 63 to 1073 and encodes 336 amino acids. The record is from RefSeq and is a predicted model, not a curated record. The transcript has a single exon. Lineage: Eukaryota; Fungi; Ascomycota; Sordariomycetes; Xylariales; Hypoxylaceae. Gene Ontology annotation, molecular function: metalloendopeptidase activity; zinc ion binding.
CCUAAAAUCCAACUCUCUUAUCCUAUACCUUGAAAUAUCGCCGACUAAGGCUUACGGUCGACAUGGACAAGGCAGUUUCAGAAAUUCCAGUUGAAAACUUCAUCGUUAAACUUAAUACUAAUAUCGCACAGCCUCUCGCCCUGUGCGGUAACCCCUCUAAGUGCUGGACGCCUAAUACCACAAAACAUGGCAGGGACCCGAGGGAUGGGAGACUCAUCAUUACAGUGGCCAUCCUGAACUCAACGUCGCAAGAUAGAGAUGACUUCGUGAGAGAAACUGCGAGUAUGUGGGCAUUGCACGCCAAUAUAAAAUUUCGGUUCGUCUCAUCUUCAGAACCUUCGGAUAUUCGUAUCCUAUACAGCGACAAGUCUAGGUCUUACAUUGGGGUCAAGGCUUUGGAUGGUGGCCGGAAUGAAGCGACAAUGUGGCUCAAUUAUAUUGAUGGCGAUAAAAAGUAUAACCGUCACAUAAUACUACAUGAAUUUGGUCACGCACUCGGCUUUGAGCACGAACAUUCCUCUCCAGAGGCUGGAAUUCAGUGGAAUAGGACGGCUGUCAUCGCAAGGUACAGAACGAAUAGCUUCACGAUCCAUGACAUCGACCGCAACAUUUUCUGGGUUGCUCAUGAUGCUAGCAUUAGGAGUUGUUAUGAUAGCGAAUCUAUAAUGAGCUAUCAAAUGUCUCAAGACUUGGUGACAAGUGGUAUAGUCUCGGAUAAGAUGGCUACCGGGUUGUCACCCCAUGACAAAGAAUGGGCUAAAGAAUUUUAUCCCUUUGUUAUACAUGAAGUGAGGUUAAAGAACCGUACACUAAUGAGCCAGAACGAAACUGAAGGGUCGAGGCCAUGGGUUCGCGAGUAUCAAGAUCAUCUUAUGCAUCGAGUUAAUAAACAGCUCGACGAUUGUUUUUUAGAGUCUGGUAUGAAGGUGUUUCGAUGCAACAGGCCAAAUUGUCGGCCAAAGAAUAGACAGUGUGAUGCUUGCCUUGAACGACUUGAAACGUUCCAAAACGAGGGCAUGAGUAUGAUGUCCCAGCCUAGCUUUUGGAUAUCCGCAUAUGUUGGAAGCCUUUAA